UCGAGGCCCUUCAUCGACUUAGCAUCUCCGAGAGGCGAUGGCUCUUCUCCUUCUGGGACUGAACCCCGUCUCCACCUCCCUCCAGGAUCAGCAGUGUGAGAGCCUGUCCCUGGCCAGCAAUGUCUCUGGCCUGCAGUGCAAUGCCUCUGUGGACCUCAUUGGCACCUGCUGGCCCAGGAGCCCUGCGGGGCAGUUGGUGGUUCGACCCUGCCCUGCCUUUUUCUACGGUGUCCGCUACAACACCACAAACAAUGGCUACCGGGAGUGCCUGGCCAAUGGCAGCUGGGCAGCCCGUGUGAAUUAUUCUGAGUGCCAGGAGAUUCUCAACGAAGAGAAGAAGAGCAAAGUGCACUACCACAUUGCCGUCAUCAUCAACUACCUGGGCCACUGCAUCUCCCUGGUGGCCCUCCUGGUGGCCUUUGUCCUCUUCCUGCGGCUCAGGAGCAUCCGGUGCCUGAGGAACAUCAUCCACUGGAACCUCAUCUCUGCUUUUAUCCUGCGCAACGCCACAUGGUUUGUGGUUCAGCUCACCGUGAGCCCCGAGGUCCACCAGAGCAAUGUGGCCUGGUGCAGGCUGGUGACAGCUGCCUACAACUACUUCCAUGUAACCAACUUCUUCUGGAUGUUCGGCGAGGGUUGCUACCUGCACACAGCCAUUGUACUCACAUACUCCACCGACCGUCUGCGCAAGUGGAUGUUCGUCUGCAUCGGCUGGGGUGUGCCUUUCCCCAUCAUUGUGGCUUGGGCCAUUGGGAAACUUUACUACGACAAUGAAAAGUGCUGGUUUGGCAAACGUCCUGGAGUAUACACUGACUACAUCUACCAGGGCCCCAUGAUCCUGGUCCUGCUGAUCAACUUCAUCUUUCUCUUCAACAUUGUCCGCAUCCUCAUGACCAAACUCCGGGCAUCCACCACAUCUGAGACUAUUCAGUACAGGAAGGCUGUGAAGGCCACCCUGGUGCUCCUGCCCCUCCUGGGCAUCACCUACAUGUUGUUCUUCGUCAACCCCGGAGAAGACGAGGUCUCCAGGGUUGUCUUCAUCUACUUCAACUCUUUCCUGGAGUCCUUUCAGGGCUUCUUCGUGUCUGUGUUCUACUGUUUUCUGAACAGUGAGGUCCGCUCUGCCAUCCGGAAGAGGUGGCGGCGGUGGCAGGACAAGCACUCCAUUAGAGCCCGAGUGGCCCGCGCCAUGUCCAUCCCCACCUCCCCCACCAGAGUCAGCUUCCACAGCAUCAAGCAGUCCACAGCGGUGUGAGCCGCAGGCCACAGAGCAGCCCCUAAGACCUGAGGCCGGGGAAAUGAUGCAAGUUCACUCGCGAGCCUGUCUGCAGAGGCAGGUGACCUUCCCAUUCCUGCCCCUGGGCUGCAGACCUGAGAGCCUGCCCAGCCAUGGACAAAGCUCAUAGCACCGGGGUGGGUCCUGGGCAUCUAGCUCCCUGCUGCCCAUUCUCCCUGGGAAGUUGAAAUGGGCAUUGGGGGCUGGAAACCCUGCAGCAGUUUGAUGGACCUGUGAGUGCUGUCUUCUCCCAGAGCAGCUCACUGAAGAUCUGUCGUCUUCGGCAGCUGUUGGGGAGGCCACUUGCCCAAGGGCAUCAUGGGAAACUCCCUUCUGAGACUGUAAAGCCUCUGAGGGUUGGCGAUGCCUCGGGAUGCUACCGAGGACCAACGCCACACGGCCCAGUCAGGAGACCUGGAGAUAGCGUUAGAAAUUUGGAAACGUCAUCAGAUGGCACUCCACCUUCCUACGAGUGACUCCUGACCCACCAGGAUGUCAUCAGCUCUGUGGCACUGCCACUGGAAAGCCCUGCCUUGCUGCUUUGCUGCCUUGCACCUUUAGACAUUUACUAUUCUGCAGGCCAGCUUUCUGUCACUUAUCCACUGACAGCAACGGUCCCCUCGCCCCCAAACCCUCCCACCUCUGGAUAUCUUCUAACCUGUGAGAAGAUGGGGGUCGGGAAGGGGACUUGAGUUGCCUGUAAGGGAGAACUAGAGUGGGCCCAGCCUAUGAGGAAGGAGUGGCCCCUGGGUACCCAGGCCACUGUCUUCAGUGGCUGGCCUCUUGAACACAGUCACAAGCUGGGGGAAGGGUGAAAGGACCUCUCUAUUCGAGUUCCCUGACCAGUGACAAGUGGCUCCUGGGACAACUGCCUUGUUCCCAGGCUUGAAAUGGCCCAGUCCUCACUGGGUAGGAGGGCUGAGGAGCCGCAGCAGGACUGAGGUGGGGGGUGAUAUAAAUAAUAUUUAUCUUUUUAAUUACCUUUGUGAAGACGUCCAUUCUGCUGGGGCUAGGAGUGAGCCAGAGGGUAGCUUCUGAGAAGUAGCCGGUAGGGGCGGGAAUUACUGUGUGGCAGGAUGCCUGAUACAUCUCAUUACAAUUCAGGAUGAGCCGGAGGGCCAGAGGCAGAGGGCAUGAACUCCAGACAUGAAGGUAUGGAUGCUUGUCAAGUAACAGCUCUUGGCAAGGUGGUGAGACCUGGAGAGAAGAGCUGUGGGGCUUUCAUGCAGGUUACCACGCAGGGAGAGUUAGCAUGGAUGGGGGACAGCCAUGAGACCAGGCUGAAGUGGGGCCCAGUUCUGUAGAGGAGAACUAGGCAGCAGUUAGGGAGGCUGAGCAGCCUAUGGAGCUGGAGUCUUCCCAGAUGCACACAUGGAGACUUGGUGGCCGGAGCACUCUCAAGGCAGCACUGGAGAGCGGGUAAGGCCAAGGAAGGAGAGAAAGGGAAAGACAGAUGAUGUACAAGCACCAUGGCAGGCAGCUGGGACUCUGGCCUUCCAAGGAGCCUGGGACACAGGAUGAGGGAGCAGAGUUGGGAUACUGGUCUACCAACUCUUACCAUCCCUCAUUCACUGAUGCAAGCUGCUCCCAAGGGACAUGAGUGUCCCUGCAUUUGCCACAUCCACGGGGCCACAGAGUCA
This is a messenger RNA of Mus pahari (shrew mouse), 2916 nucleotides long. It is a transcript of the gene Crhr1, whose product is annotated as corticotropin releasing hormone receptor 1. Gene Ontology annotation, cellular component: plasma membrane; neuron projection. The coding region runs from base 38 to 1255 and encodes 405 amino acids. The transcript is spliced from 13 exons. The record is from RefSeq and is a predicted model, not a curated record. Gene Ontology annotation, molecular function: corticotropin-releasing hormone receptor activity; G protein-coupled peptide receptor activity; corticotropin-releasing hormone binding. Gene Ontology annotation, biological process: adenylate cyclase-activating G protein-coupled receptor signaling pathway; cell surface receptor signaling pathway. NCBI's taxonomy places the organism in Eukaryota, Metazoa, Chordata, Mammalia, Rodentia, Muridae.